Messenger RNA from Rhipicephalus sanguineus (brown dog tick), 690 nucleotides. It is a transcript of the gene mRpL14, whose product is annotated as 39S ribosomal protein L14, mitochondrial. Gene Ontology annotation, cellular component: mitochondrion; ribosome. The record is from RefSeq and is a predicted model, not a curated record. Gene Ontology annotation, biological process: translation. NCBI's taxonomy places the organism in Eukaryota, Metazoa, Arthropoda, Arachnida, Ixodida, Ixodidae. The transcript is spliced from 4 exons. Gene Ontology annotation, molecular function: structural constituent of ribosome. The coding region runs from base 124 to 561 and encodes 145 amino acids.
UCCAAGCGAACGUAUUAUUGCUCACAUGUGAUAUCUAGGGGGAACUUCGUGCUAUGAGAGGCACCAGCUGAUCCGGGCACCUGCUCACCAAUCGUCAGUGGCAUUUCUCGGUUACUGUCGAAGAUGCUGAGCUCUACCGCCGGUAUGUUUCUCCCGGGCCACUGCUUUCGCCAGCGUGCAUUCAGCACGAGCGCAGUGGUGCACCACCUGCAGAAACGAUCGCGCCUGCGAGUGGUGGACAACAGCGCACUGGGUCGCCAGGCUAUGAUGGAUGGGAAGCCGCCAAAGAUCAUCCAGGUCUACAACAAGACUGGCUUUGCCACGAUUGGCGACAAGGUGUUGGUGGCAAUCCUGGGCCAAAAGAAGAAGGGCUUUGUCGUGGGCUGCAAGCACAUGAAGCAGAAGCCGCUGGUGCCCCGAUACGACACCAACAACAUGGUGCUGCUCGACGACAACGGCAACCCACUGGGCACUCGCGUCCUGGUGCCCCUGCCGUCCAUGCUGCGCGGAGACAAGCCACGCUACUCCAAGAUUCUGGCCCUCUGCUCACGAUUCGUCUGAAUGAAGUGACUCGUUCGUAACCUCUGCCGAAGUGAGCGUGUGCAGCUUGUUACCACACCAGAGCAUGAUUUCGUGGGGUGUACAGUCGGGAAAAGUAGCCGCUGUUAAUAAAAUGAAUUUUAGCACGCA